This is a messenger RNA of Tribolium madens (black flour beetle), 1938 nucleotides long. RefSeq names its product pinopsin-like. Gene Ontology annotation, cellular component: photoreceptor outer segment; membrane. NCBI's taxonomy places the organism in Eukaryota, Metazoa, Arthropoda, Insecta, Coleoptera, Tenebrionidae. The transcript has 10 exons. The record is from RefSeq and is a predicted model, not a curated record. The coding region runs from base 901 to 1938 and encodes 345 amino acids. Gene Ontology annotation, biological process: G protein-coupled receptor signaling pathway. Gene Ontology annotation, molecular function: G protein-coupled receptor activity.
AGUCAACGCUGGGUCAGACUAGAAACUCGCGAACGGAGUGAAUUGCCGCACAAUCGCGAACCAACCAGAGCAGUUAUUUUGUGGUGGUCACAUCUUUGGAAAAAAACAGAGAUUUUAAUUAAAAUUACUUGUGUCAAGUGAAUAAAGCGUAUCAAAUUAACCUAAACCUGACAUUGAAUAGCCGGAGUCAUCCAGAAUUUAAUUAUCCUAUGAGUGUUUUCACUGAAAAUCGGACAUCAUCCUGAUAAUAAAAUUUAUGCAACGAAAUGCCGAACACCCUCUUGCUAAUCUGUUGCUUUGGGUUAUUAGCAUCAGCAAUCGCUUUACCUGCAACCAGCGAUCAAUUAGACAAGGUGACUGUAAACGACGUGGCGGCCAAUGCCGUUUCGCCUGAAUCGAAAACGGAUGAUAGUAAUGAAAAAAGAGACUCCGCAACUGUUGAAAUAACAGGAAUUACCACUGGAGUUGAAACUCCGGACCCACCAUCCACACCUUUCCAUCCGCAAAGAGCUGGAUCAAUGUUUGCAAGAUUUAUCGAUGAUAUUUUCCAGAUUCCCAUAAAUGUUUUACAAAACGUUGCAAGGCUAAUUACCAGCCCUUUCGUCCAGAAUAAGAAAACACCGGAAGCGACUCCUGCUUCUUGAAAAUUCGAUUUUGUAAAUAGUAUAAUUAGUUAGUUGUUAAGCCCAAUAAAUGUUGUUUUAAUUAAAAAAUUGAGUGUCUCGUUAGUUUUAACGAAGUCUACUUCCGGAGAAGAUAUCUGAAACUGCGUCGACGCACUCUGAAAUUUGUUAUCAGAUUUCAGUUAGACAGAGGUUUGCGUGUGCGAAUGAUGUUGAAUCUUAUCGGUGCUCAACUUUACAAAAAUUCAUGUGGAUUUAAGUGAAGUCAUAAUUCCGCAUGAAGAAUUUUAAUUUGACUGAAAUCGACGCUGAAUUAUUAAUUCCUGUUGAAGGCUAUAUUGCGGCAGCUGUUGUGCUGUUUUGUAUCGGAUUUUUUGGGUUUAGCCUUAAUUUGACAGUUAUUAUUUUUAUGCUGAAAGAGCGACAGUUGUGGUCUCCAAUAAAUAUAAUUCUUUUUAACUUAGUUGUUAGCGAUUUUCUUGUAUCUGUGUUAGGAAAUCCGUGGACGUUUUUUUCGGCAAUUAAUUACAAAUGGAUUUUUGGCAAAACUGGAUGUACCAUUUACGGUUUUAUAAUGUCUCUUUUGGGUAUCACGUCAAUUACGACUUUAACCGUUCUUGCAUUCGAACGUUAUUUAUUAAUCGCCCGACCGUUCCGUAACAAUGCCUUAAAUUUGCGCAACGCUGCUUUUUCAGUCUUCAGUAUUUGGUUAUAUUCAUUAUGUUUAACAAUACCCCCUUUGAUUGGCUGGGGUGAAUACGUCCAUGAAGCCGCCAAUCUUAGCUGUUCAGUAAACUGGGAAGAGAAAAGCUCGAAUUCCACGACUUACAUUUUAUAUUUGUUCGCAUUCGGUCUUUUUCUCCCUCUGGUAGUAAUCACUUUCAGUUACGUAAACAUCAUUUUAACGAUGCGACGAAACGCGUUUCGAGUGGGUCAAGUUUCGAAAGCCGAAAACAAAGUGGCGUACAUGAUUUUCAUCAUGAUAAUUGCCUUUCUAACAGCAUGGUCUCCGUAUGCAAUCAUGGCUCUUAUUAUACAAUUUGGGGAUGCCUCGUUAGUGACUCCGGGCAUAGCGGUGAUUCCGGCAUUGUUAGCCAAGAGCAGUAUUUGUUAUAAUCCUGUCAUUUACAUCGGACUGAAUGCACAGUUUCAACAUGUUUGGUUGCAAAAGUGGAAAAAGAAUCAUAGAGGGAGCGACACUUUGGGGACAUCAAGAAUGAUGCAAACGAUAAAUGAAGACGAAAAAACGGGCAAACUCUUAGGGAAAAAAUUACAAAGAUGUAAGGACUUAGAGACUGAUGUUUCUAUGCUAUAA